Molecule: messenger RNA, 1254 nt
Organism: Ruditapes philippinarum (Manila clam)
Lineage: Eukaryota; Metazoa; Mollusca; Bivalvia; Venerida; Veneridae
Exons: 2
Coding region: 355-894 (179 amino acids)
Source: RefSeq, a predicted model, not a curated record
AUCUAGUCUGAUGGAGGUAGAAGUUUUGUAAAAGUAGGAAUGGAUUCCGAUGAUAGUCAUGAUACUCAGCUUCAGGCGUCAUGGUACUCUUUGCGAGUUAAACUGAAGUCUCCAUCAGAGGUACCCGUUCCCCUUCCAAAAAAGACGUCAAAAGACUACUAUCACGAAUACAGACAAAGGCUGAAGAACGAUGAAGCAAGGUAUGGCGAAUACAAGAAGAAAGACUAUAUAAAAAAAGAAACAAUACCGCAAGACGUUAUCAGGUCCGCAACGAGAAAAGUACAAUGAAAAGGCCAAGUUAAGAAUGAGGGCAUAUAGAGACAGACUUUUGAAAAACCAUCCGCCAGGCAGAAAAUGACAAAGUUGAGAGAGUAUUGGCGGAUGAAAAAACGUGAACAGAGAGUGCGUCUGACUUCAGAAGAAAGGCUCAAAAGGAAUGCUGAAAGGAGGGAAAAAUAUAAAAUGAAAUCAAAAAAGAAACUUUGUUUUGAAGCAGACCAUUCCAAAUCAAAAAGACAAUACCUACCUAAAACUGCUGAAAAGUUUGCAGAUACUAUUGAUCAGGCUGUACAUAAUGCAACACCAAGAAGAAAAAGGGCUGUAAUUGAUAAGGGGUUUGUUCUUUCUGCAGAAGAGAAGUCUAAGAGAAAGCUGGAGACCAAAAUUGUUAUUAGAGUUAAACAUGCUCUGCAGAAUUUGAAGAAAGAACACACGAAAUAUGGAAGAAAACAGUAUCGGCAGUUUGUUCGCUCACUUGUUGGCAAGUAUACAGCAGAGCACUCGAUGAGACGCGCUUUAGAACACUGGCAACGCGUGUCAGCUGUGAAUGAAAAUGAAAUAUACACUCAGAAAAGGUCAGCUGCUUUUCCAAAACAGAUUGUUGACAGCAUAUAAACCUUUUACCACCAUGAAUACGUGAGCUUGCCAAACAAGAAAACUGUGAGCAGUAAGACUUUGAAGCAGAAGAAGGUCCUCACGGAAACCAUUCAACACAUACAUAAACGUUUUCUGAAUGACAAAUGAGCGAAAGUAUAAAAAAUCUAUUUCAAGUACUAAAUUAAUUAUUUAUUUUGAUAUAAUUAAAAGCUAUAUUAUAAUGAUGUCGGGACGAAAAGUAUGCUACUUUCACGAAUUUAGUCUAACAAUAAUUCAAGGGAAAUGUUUCAGACGCCAAUCUUCCUAAUGAAUGCUUUUAAAGAUGAAUUCACGUAAUAAACUCCAAAUAUAGCAUAAUCUUAAGAUUGUCUGAACUUU